Messenger RNA from Malurus melanocephalus (red-backed fairy wren), 2796 nucleotides. It is a transcript of the gene ARHGEF6, whose product is annotated as Rac/Cdc42 guanine nucleotide exchange factor 6. NCBI's taxonomy places the organism in Eukaryota, Metazoa, Chordata, Aves, Passeriformes, Maluridae. Gene Ontology annotation, biological process: intracellular signal transduction. Gene Ontology annotation, molecular function: protein binding; guanyl-nucleotide exchange factor activity. The transcript is spliced from 18 exons. Bases 846 to 2762 code for a protein of 638 amino acids. The record is from RefSeq and is a predicted model, not a curated record.
UUUGUACACACACCCUUACGAUUUGCACACACACGUGUGUGUCUGUUUGUAUAAUACUGCUCUGAAGAAAUUCAGGUUCUGAGGCUGCUGUUCUGCAGCCAGGACUCAGCUCUGUGAAUAGCUUACUCCGUAGAAGUGUAGGAAUGGGAGUUCAGCCUCAGCACACCAUCUCCUCCCAGCCUCUAACCACCCCAUUACCGACAGCACCUGCUGACCCUGGGUAGAAGCUUUUGCAGUUCAGUGUGAUGGGGGAUAUAAAAUGUAGGUUACUUCGACCGGGAGCAACCUCUGCAACUGCUGCUGUUGUCAUUGAUAGUUGUUUCAUUUUUCUGAAAGCAAAAAGAGAGAGAUUCUUUCCUGCCUCUGUCCUUACCUGUUACUGGGCUGAUGGGGUUUGAUGGGGUGUGUGUUGAUGGGGUGGCCAGGCUGCAAUGUGAUUCACACAUCAGUUCCCUCAUUUACUGUCCCAACUCCAUUCUUCCAACCACCCGUGUGCCAGCUCAGCCUGGGACAGGACACUUGUGGAGAAUAGUUCCUAUCAUAUAUUACUGAUGGAACUGUAGAGAAUCUGAGAGUCUCUUGGUUUCAUGGCAAAAAUCUACUUGAACAUACUUUUUCUGAGUUUAAAUGUUAAAAAGCGCAAUGCCUGCGGUAUAAUUAGCUGCUCAGGCAGAGAGCACCCUUGGGUACAGUACGGGGUAAAAUAAAUACAAGUCUAAAAUGUUUGCUUUUUGGUGGCUUGGCCAAGUUCCUGAGGAGCAGGAGCCUGUGUCCUACAAACUGUCACUGCAGAUGGUCUGGUUUGUCCAUCUUGCCAGAGGCCACGGGCUGAAGCAUCCUGAAGCAUGAGGAUAAGCCUGGUACCUGCUGCUGCAGUUGCUGCUUUGGCCAAGACUCUGGCAUGCCUGCACAUCCCAACACCCCAGCACUGCUUCAUCCCAACAUCCUGGUUGGAGGCAGAGGGAAAUCAUCCGUCAAAAGGGCCAUGUUCACAUCUGUCCUCUCUUAACUCUGUGACUGGAGACCCCCAGAGUGACUCCAACGGCACAGCUUCCCAGUCAGCGAGGGCUUUACGGAGGCAGUCCAAGCCUGUGGAGAUGACCGAGAAUGGCAGUCAUCAGCUGGUGGUAAAGGCCAGGUUCAAUUUUAAGCAGACCAAUGAGGAUGAACUCUCUGUUAACAAAGGAGACAUUAUUUAUGUCACCCGGGUUGAAGAAGGGGGCUGGUGGGAAGGGACCUUAAAUGGAAAAACAGGCUGGUUCCCAAGCAACUAUGUCAGAGAAAUUAAAUCCACUGAUAAACCACUCUCUCCCAAAGCAUUAAAAGGGCUAGAAAAUACUCAGUUGACAAAGAAUUAUUACCCUGUGGUGUUGCAAAAUAUUCUGGAAACAGAACGAGAUUAUGCGAAGGAACUACAGUCACUUCUGGGAACUUACUUAAGACCCCUCCAGUCUUAUGAUAAGCUCAGUGCUGGGGACAUCGCGGCAUUGCUGGGAAACAUGGAAGAAAUCUCUGCUUUUCAGCAAACACUGAACCAAGCUGUGGAAGAAGUUGCAAAGCUCCCCGAGAACCAGCAGCGUGUGGGAGGAUGUUUCAUGAACCUGAUGCCCCAGUUCCACUCCCUGUACCUGACAUACUGUGCUAACCAUCCGUCAGCAGUGAACGUCCUCACACAGCACAGUGAUGAGCUGGAGAAGUUCAUGGAGAGCCAGGGUGCGGCCAACCCAGGCAUUCUCAUCCUGACCACAAGCCUCAGCAAACCCUUCCUGAGGCUGGAUAAAUACGUGACACUGCUACAGGAGCUGGAGCGGCACAUGGAGGAGGCGCAUGCGGAUCAUGAAGAUGUUUUGAAAGCCGUCACAUCCUUCAAGUCCCUUGUGUCUCAAUGCCAGGAGCUGAGGAAGAGGAAACAACUCGAGCUGCAAAUCCUUUCUGAAUCCAUCCAGUGCUGGGAAGGAGAGGACAUAAAAACAAUGGGAAACAUCAUCUACAUGUCCCAGGUUAUGGUGCAGUGUGGGGGAAGUGAGGAAAAAGAGGAGCGGUAUUUCUUGUUAUUUUCCAAUGUUUUGCUGAUGCUGUCUGCAAGCCCACGGAUGAGUGGGUUCAUCUAUCAGGGAAAGCUGCCUUUGACAGGAAUGACGCUGACAAAGCUGGAAGAUGCCGAAGGGAGUGAGCACAUGUUUGAAAUUGCAGGGAACAUGAUGGAGCGGAUCACUGUGUCCUGCAGCACCAGCCAGGACUUGCAUGAAUGGCUUGACCACUUACAAAGGCUGACCAAAGGGAUGUGCAGCACCAUCUCCAAAACACAGUCCUGGAGCCCUCAUUCAACAUUUAGUUCAGCUGGGCAGAUCCGUGGCCCUCUGGAACCCCCCAAAAUCCUCAAGCCCUGGAGCUUGAGCUGCCUCCGUCCUGCUCCUCCACUCAGACCGUCAGCAGCACUGAGUUACAAAGAGAGGAUGUCUUAUAUCUUAAAGGAUUCCAGCAAAAGUCCAAAAACAAUGAAGAAGUUUCUUCCAAAAAGGAAAACUGAGAGAAAACCAUCCGAUGAAGAGUUUGUUAUUCGGAAAAGUACUGCUGCGCUGGAGGAGGAUGCUCAGAUCCUGAAGGUGAUCGAGGCAUACUGUACUGGGGCAGGCUUCCAGCAAGCUCUCAGCUCAGGCUCCCGUAAAGACUCCAUCCCCCAAGUCCUUCUUCCUGAGGAAGAGAAAAUCAUCAUAGAGGAAACGCGAAGCAAUGGCCAGUUGGUCACAGAGGAAAAGUAAGUGUGGCUGCUCUCCACUUCCAGAUAGACCCCUG